GAUCUCUCCCCGCUUCUUCGGCUUCUUAUGCAAUAUGCCCUUUGGAUAACGGAACGGCGCCUCAAAAGAAGUCCUCAACGCUAGGGUGAUCUAGCACGAUAGUAGCUAUCAAGUCCACACGCAAAGCUGCUGCCUUGUCCGUGAACGUCGGGGUUUUCUGACAACUCUUCCUGAGAAACACAGCGCGACUUCCAACCCACUGACUCGGGGCUGAAGACAAAAUGGUUGACUUUGUAAACAUCAAUGGCGCACGUCUGGCAUACCGCAUAGCUGGGCCUGAAAACGCACCACUCAUGAUCACGCUGCAUGGCGGUCGCGGAAUGGGUGACCAUAAAUCUGACUUCAAAGUCUAUAGCCAAUUGAGCGAUAAGAUUCGGGUUCUCUCCUUCGAUUACCGUGGACAUGGCCAAAGUUCUUUGACUAAGCCUUACACCUUUGAGCAAAUUGUCGAUGACAUCGAAGCGGUAAGACAGCAUUUCAUCGGAGAUGAUCAGGUCAUCAUCUGCGGCGGUAGUUUCGGCGGUUUCCUAGCCCAGCACUAUGCAAUCAGGUACGCCCCAAAAGUAUCACAUCUGGUUCUCAGAGGAACUGCACCAUCUCAUCAUCACGAGGCCGGCGCCAUCAAAACUUUGGAGGCGAGGAUACACAAAGUUCCCAGCUUCUCUGUCGAUAUGUUGAAGAACAAAGUCUUUGGUGCAUAUGAGAGCGAUCGCGAGUUUCAAUUAAUUUACUUCGCUAUGAUGCCGCUUUACAGGGAAACUUUCGAUCCCGAUGCAGCGUUGAAGAGCAACCUUGAUGGCGUUUACGUCGCCGAAUCUCACAAUGACCUCUAUUCCGAGAAAGAGAAGUACUUUGAUUACAGUGAACGACUCUCUCAAAUUACAGCGAAGACUUUGGUAGUCGUGGGCGACAAGGAUUGGAUAUGUCCUCCUGAAAACUCCAAAUUGAUUGCGGAAAGGAUUCCUGAGGCUAAGCUUCUAUUAGUUGAGGGUGCUAAUCAUGGUGUCCAUGCCGAAAAGCCAGAAGAGGUCCUAGGAGAGAUUCGCAAGCACUUGAAUAUCUAGUCUCAAUGUUGUUGUCAAGCUGUUUUGACUGCAUAUCAGCAUGGCGCUGUGGUUCUCCAAUGAGUUUCAUACGGAUACUGUUGGCAACGACAGCAUGCCUUAUGACUUGAAGGACCAUAAUGCACUUCUAUCGGAACAUCCUCAACCUUGCGAGGUAAAUAGGUUAAUGCUACUUGGGUACAUGUAACUCUUUAUCUAUAGACACCAUUAUUCUUCUUGAAUCUUACGUCAACCUUUUGGCCGGCA
Molecule: messenger RNA, 1310 nt
Organism: Colletotrichum acutatum
Lineage: Eukaryota; Fungi; Ascomycota; Sordariomycetes; Glomerellales; Glomerellaceae
Product: Alpha/Beta hydrolase protein
Exons: 5
Coding region: 222-1064 (280 amino acids)
Biological process (GO): proteolysis
Molecular function (GO): peptidase activity
Source: RefSeq, a predicted model, not a curated record